This is a messenger RNA of Alosa sapidissima (American shad), 1389 nucleotides long. Its product is annotated as beta-1,4-galactosyltransferase 1-like. Lineage: Eukaryota; Metazoa; Chordata; Actinopteri; Clupeiformes; Clupeidae. Gene Ontology annotation, molecular function: cytoskeletal protein binding; beta-N-acetylglucosaminylglycopeptide beta-1,4-galactosyltransferase activity. The record is from RefSeq and is a predicted model, not a curated record. The transcript is spliced from 6 exons. Gene Ontology annotation, biological process: protein N-linked glycosylation; carbohydrate metabolic process. Bases 140 to 1204 code for a protein of 354 amino acids.
CUCACAAGUGCAAAAGCCAAGAAAGUUGAGUGACCGGGACAUGCUGUGUCCAAGAGAGAACGGCUCAUGUUUAUUUAUUUAAUUUGUUUAUUUGUUUGCUACUCCCCGACUUCACUACUCCAAUUGGACGUGAGCAGGCAUGUAUCUUUUGGCAAGUAGCUUCAGACGGCCCUGGCUCCUGGUCGUGGUCCUGGGGGUCGUCCAUCUGGUCGUGGUCUUGCUCCACGUCCUGUGCCACAUGGAAAUCAAGUCGUUUCUGCCAUUUUUCAACACCGCUUCGCUCAAAGUCACCAGCCUGCCGUCAGACUGGAGUAUGUAUGACGCAAACUCAGCGACGGAAAUGGACAAACACAACGUGUCGGGGGCGGCAGAGGGCCAAAUCUCAGGGUUGUCGAUUUGUCCGAAAUAUCCUCCACAUUUGGUUGGUCGGAUGAACAUAAAUUUCACACAACCAAUAAGUUUAGAGAUGGUGCAGAAAGUCAACUCUGAGGUCGUGGAAGGGGGUCGCUGGUGGCCCAGAGACUGCAUUGCCCGGCAGAAGGUAGCAGUCAUCAUCCCCUUCAGACACCGUGAGUUCCACCUCAAGUACUGGCUCCACUACCUCCAUCCCAUCCUGCAGAGACAGCAGCUGGACUAUGGCAUCUAUGUCAUCAAUCAGUAUGGAGAAACGACAUUCAACCGGGGCAAGCUGAUGAACGUGGGCUAUGCAGAAGCCCGGAAGCAGUAUGACUACAGGUGCUUUGUCUUCAGUGACGUGGACAUCGUCCCCAUGGACGACCGAAACUUCUACAAGUGCUACAGUCAACCAAGGCACCUUUCUGUGGCUAUCGACAAGUUUGGGUUUCGGCUGCCAUACAUGCAGAUCUUUGGUGGUGUGACGGCGCUGAGCCUGGAGCAGUUCACGAAGAUCAACGGCUACCCCAACAACUACUGGGGUUGGGGAGGAGAAGAUGAUGACAUCUCCCAAAGGGUCUCCAUGAGGGGCAUGUUCAUCUCCAGGCCUGAUGGUCAAACUGGGAGAUGCCGUAUGAUCAAACAUCAUAAGGAGGCUCACAACGCACCCAACCCUAAGAGGUUCGACAACUUAAGACUCACUGGACAAACCAUCAACAGCGACGGUCUCAGUUCUCUGCAGUACCGUGUCGUGAGUGUCGAGAAGAACCCUCUUUACACGAACGUCACAGUGGACAUCGGCAGCCCAUGAACUUUUGUCAAACAGCAUGAUGCUGCUGCAAUAACCUGUUUUUGGUAACCAUGCCAAAAUUAAAUGGCCUACAUGUAGACAAGAAAACCAUCUGUACACACUGCAACACUACACAAACAGACUUCACACCCACAAAUCUAAAACACCUUUGCCCAAAGUGCAAAUUUCUCAUGCCCACAAACAAC